Molecule: messenger RNA, 1581 nt
Organism: Aphanomyces astaci
Lineage: Eukaryota; Oomycota; Saprolegniomycetes; Saprolegniales; Verrucalvaceae
Exons: 4
Coding region: 1-1581 (526 amino acids)
Source: RefSeq, a predicted model, not a curated record
AUGACAUUCAAGUGCCGCUUCUGUCCUCCGACUCCCAAGGGCACUGUUCGGGUCAAGAAAUCUUCUGGGAAGAGCAACGUUCGCUCCCACGUGACGUACAAUCACACUGCUACUUGGCAGAAGACUAUGUCUCAGUCAACCUACGGCGGCCUCGACGCGCACCUCAUCCCAUCAGCGUUCGGACAAUCUGCCUUCAGCUGGUUUGAAAAGAAGUGCACCCGUGAGUACGGCUCCUUCAAGGGACUAUCGCACAAUCAAGUCAAGCAAUUCAUGCAUCUGCUGCGCGCCUCAGUCGUCGAAGAUAUCAUGAAGGAACUGCCGGACAAGUUCGGAGUGGUCCUCGAUGGAUGGACACACAUGAGUGAACACUUCAUUGCACUGUUUGCUGUUUACGUGAAUGCGGGCGAUCGCAAAAAGGUCCUGCUCUCGAUGACGCCUCUAAUUAAAGACACAAGCCUCGCCAAUGUCCAAGGGGUUGAUGAACUCCAACCGAGCCCUGAGACCGAUGAAGUCGUCCAAGUUCAAGCGCUCUACCUCCUGCAUCACUUUUAUGUCGCGGACAAUUGCUCCGUCAACAAGAAGAUGGCGAUAGACAUGAAGGUACCUCUGCUCAGAUGUGCAUCCCAUCGGUUCAACUUGGCGGUCCAAGACCUCAUGAAGGGCGAGUUUGCUGACCUGCUGGCGAAAGUCCAAAAGGUUAUGUUGUCAUGCAAAGCACUCAACAAUGCGGCUGAGUUGAAGAAGCUGACAGCGUUGAAGCCGAAGCUCCUUCAAACCACACGUUGGUCGUCUGCGUUCGAGAUGUUAAGACGCUUCCAGAAGCUCCUGCCUUCGCUCGAACAGAUGCCCAAGCGCGCGAAACUGAAGAUGUCGUCCAAGGCAAUGCUGAAGCGGAUGGAACGCUCCCUCCCUCUCCUAACCAAGUGGCAGAGCGUGACGAAGUACUUGCAACGUCGCGACUGCUCCGCCGCGAAUAUCCGUGUCAUCUUUGAUGAAGUUCUCUCCGAAUGGCCUUCGAUGGAAAGUCGCCUUGCUUCGGAAGCGAGCAUAGUCCACUGGAAGGAAUUCGAACACGCCGCCGUAGCCUUGCAACAGCGGGUUGCCCUGACUGCUGCCGACAAAGUCGUGACGGCCGAGACGUUUGCAGAGGACACGGUGACGGAUGGAGACAUCGACGACGGCAUGGCGUCUGCAUACGACCCAAUCUUGAAGCAACUGCCGCCUACGUCAAACGGCGUUGAGCGCUUCUUCUCGGCUGCCAAGCAAGUCUUGGGCACGCAGCGGAAGGCGAUGAGUCCGGCGAAUCUCGAAGACACCUUGUUCCUCAACGUGAACGCCCGCUUCUGGGACAUCAACAAGGUCGCGGUCCUCAUUGCGGCGGACACAUCUGGUGGUAUUGGCGACGGAGCCCCAGAGCAAACCGAGGUUGGUGACGACGACGAUGACGACGUGCAAGGAGUCAUGGCCAGCGACGCAAGCGACAGCGACCAAGACAUGGGCGAAGGACUGAUUUCAGUGUUCGUGGAUGGCGACAGCAGCGACGGAGACGAAGAGGACGACGACUGCGAAUCAAGAGGCUAA